Messenger RNA from Amoebophrya sp. A25, 337 nucleotides. The record is from the annotation of a GenBank genome assembly. NCBI's taxonomy places the organism in Eukaryota, Dinophyceae, Syndiniales, Amoebophryaceae.
CCUACACCUGCGGAAACGCCCUUCUGGUCUGCUCGGCAGUUGAAAACUGUCGAUCGCGUACCCAUCGCGCCUUACUCGUUAGAGAAUAUGAAAGGAAGCCGCGACUUGAAAGUGUUGGUGGAAACCAAGAUCAAAAAGUCCUCUAGUUGUACAACGCCGCUCGAUGUGAUGGGGCGAACAGGUGGCGCUGAUCCUACUACAGGUUCAACAUUUUUAGGCGGUCCCAGUGUUCCGCAUCUCGAAUCUACAACAGCCUCGGGCUAUCAGUCUGGAGGUGAACAAACGGAAACGCCUUCAGCAUCUUCAACAAGUAGACUGUUGCCUCCGCACUUGCGAC